AUGUAUCCCAAAUUUGAAUCCUCAUCAGACCUAAUUUUGUACUUGAUAAGAGUGUCCUUUUUUAUGGGUUUAAUUUUUGGAGGAUUCAUGGUAUCCGAAAUAGUAAACCUGUUCCAAUCAAUAAAUGACCUUGGAAAGUUCAUCGACGCUUUAUUUUCAACAUUCACUAAUUUAGUAGCCCUUGUUAAAUUAAUUUCCAUCGCUUGGAACCAAGAUAAACUCGUAAUUUUAAGUGAAAAAAUCGACAGAAUGGAAUUCAGACCGAAAUCAGAAAACCAGGAAAAGAUUUUGAGAAGCCACGUCAAGAUUUCUAAAUUUCUAUCCCUAUCUAUGUACUGUGGAUGUGUUUCGACGUGUCUUUUUUGGAUUAUGUUUUCUUUAACCGACGAAGACGGUCGUUUGUUGCUGGUACCUGCUUAUUUUCCUUUCAUGAAUGAAUCUACGGGUGUUUUCAUUUUUUGUUACAUUUUUGAAAUAGUUGCAUUGUGGGUUUCAGGAUUUUCGGAUUUGAGUGCAGAUUGUUUCAUUGCAAGUUGGAUUAUGGUAGUGAGCGCACAGCUGAAAUUAUUGAACGAUACUCUAGCUAAUUUGCACGAUUUCGCUGAAGAUGAAUUAAAAAAGUACCAAAAUCCGUUGAAAUUAGACAAGAAAUCCACAGUGUUCAGAAAAAUUAUGAACAAAAAAUUGAUAGAAUGCAUAAUUCAUUACCAAUAUAUUCUCGAAUUCGCUAAGGAAGUAAAUGACUUAUUUUCGAUAAGUAUUUUUGGGCAGUUAAUCGUUAGUAUAUUCGUUAUUUGUGCAACAUUGUUUGAAAUUACUUCGGGAAUGUUUGAGAGUCGCAUAAAAAUAUUGUCAAUGUGCCUCUUUUUUAUUUGCUUGAUGACAGAAAUUUUUCCGGUUUGUUAUUUUUCAAAUGAAGUUGUUGCUGAGAGUGAUAAAUUGACAACUUCUGCAUAUCAAAGUGACUGGCUGGACUGCUCUGCGGAAUAUAAACAAAACUUGCUGUUUUUUAUGACCAGAACUCAGAAGGUGGUGAAAAUGUAUGCAGGAAAUUUCGUUGAAUUAUCUUUGGAUAUUUUUAUAAAUCAAAAGUUAGAUGGCCAUAGUCAGCUUAAAAGUCUUUGUGAGACCAGAUGGGUUGAACGUCACGAAUCUGUGCUUCAGUUUCAAAGUACUAUUCAAAUCAUUGUAGACCUUCUUGAUAUUAUUUCCCACUGGAAAGAUCGGGACGCCUCUCCAAAAGCAGAAUGUUUAAAAAAUGCUAUAGGUUUCACCAUUUUUAUAGUUUCUUUAUGCUCUCUGUCCGAUAUUUUAGCUUUGACUGCAAAUUUAAGUAAAAUAUUGCAAAAGAAAACAAUUGAUAAACACUAUGUUACUACGCUUACACAAAAUGUUAUCACCAUUUUAAAAGAAAGACGUCGAAAUUCCGAAACUUAUUUUAGGACCAUUUUUACUUUAGUGUCAGAUAUUCAUAAAAAAUUAAAUUUGGAAAUUAACAAACCAAGAGUUACUCAGAGACAAACGCAUCGCCCCAAUAUAUCUGCAGAAAAUAACGAAUUUUAUUUUAGACUUAACAUCCAUAUUCUUUUGUUAGAUAAUAUAUUGCAAGAUCUCCAAUUUCGUUUUAAUGAGGAAUAUUUGAAUACCUACGAGUUCAAUAUAUUUUUUCCUUCCAUUUUCAAUUCAAAAACGGAUACUGAAAUUAGUCAGUCGAUUGAAGUAGUUGCGGAAUAUAUAAGCAAAUUUGAAAAUAACCAAAACAAAGAUUUAAUACUUUUAAAAUUAAAAUCUGAAUUCAGUAUUUGGAAAAGCGUGAAAAGAAGCGAUACAGAUGGUAUCGGUUUAUAUUCGUCUUGCGAUAAAAAUAUAUUUCCUUUAUAA
This is a messenger RNA of Psylliodes chrysocephalus, 1881 nucleotides long. Lineage: Eukaryota; Metazoa; Arthropoda; Insecta; Coleoptera; Chrysomelidae. The record is from the annotation of a GenBank genome assembly.